CCUUGGCCUUCAGCUGGGGGGACAGGGCUGCCGAUGGGGCAGAGUUCAGUUUGGGGCACGUUGACAGGCAUCCAGGAGAAGGUGCUCAGUGGGACAGCUGGAGUUAGAGGUGGGAGUUCAGGAGGGAGGUCUGGGCUGGGAUUCGACAUGGGACUGGUGGGCACCUAGGCAUGUGGAUGACCGCUUCAGGUGUCCUCAAGAGGCAAGGGACAGUCAAGUGUUGCCUGGCUCCUAGGCAGUCCCCCCUGGUUCUUCCGCUUACAGGUCUUCCUCUUCCCAAGUUCCACACAUUCCCCACCCCUUAGCUGGGCGAGGGCCUUCUUCUUAAGGAGAAACCAGGGCCCCUCCCUCCCGCGGGAAGGACAUUGCUCUCACGUCCCCGAAACACCUCUUCCCUCCCCCUCCUCACCCUUCCCCAGGCCCUGGCCUGCCCAGGGCUGUUACCCACAGACAGGGCGAGGAAGGGGGCCUGAGCUGCCGCCCUGCUCGCCCUGAAGCACAGCGUGGGUGGGGACAGGGAAAACCUGUCACUGUCACUUUGUCUCUUGAGGGCCUGAGGUCCACGCCCCUGUUCACCGCACUGAGGCAAUCUGAGAGAAGGAAGUGGGGCAGGUUUGUGGAGAGCACCGAGCAGCGGCUUCCAGGGCCGGCUCACACGUAAAAGCUUCCUGCGAUGAGAACGGAAACACAAGUGCUGUCCCCACCUUGGCAGCCCCCAGAGCCGGGGCCCGAGGGAAGCCAUGGACAGGCCCCGGGCCCUGGGCCUGCUCUUGGCGCUGCUGACUCUCUGCAUCACGGCUGGGACCCCUGAGGUGUGGGUGCAAGUUCAGAUGGAGGCCACCGAGUCCCCGUCCUUCACCGUCCGCUGUGGAUUCCUGGGAUCUGGCUCUAUAUCCCUGGUGACUGUGAGCUACGGGGGCCCCGAAGGUGCUGGAGGGACCAUGCUGGCGGUGUUGCACCCAGAAUUCGGCACCCAGCACUGGGCCCCUGCCCGCCAGGCCCACUGGGAAACCAGAACCAGCAUCUCCCUCACCCUGGAAGGGUCUGAGGGGAGAAGCUCUAGUCCCAACACCACCUUCUGCUGCAAGUUUACUUCCUUCCCCGAGGGUUUCCAGGAGGCCUGUGGGAACCUCUCCCUCAGCACAGACCAAGGUGGGGUUCAGGAGGGGAGGGCACCCAGGGAGGACAGGGAGGGACGCAGGGACGCGGGGGUACCAGCUGUUGUCUGCUGUGUGUGUGUGUGUGUGUGUGUAUGUGAGAUGACAAACCCCAUCUCAGGUUGUUUCCUGUUUUCGAGUCCCCAGCCCUCCCAGGUGAGGUCAAAACUAAGUAAAGAAAAAUGCUUUCUCUCACCUGGGCCUUUUCUUUGGGGGGUUUAA
Messenger RNA from Vicugna pacos (alpaca), 1379 nucleotides. The record is from RefSeq and is a predicted model, not a curated record. Lineage: Eukaryota; Metazoa; Chordata; Mammalia; Artiodactyla; Camelidae.